Molecule: messenger RNA, 3571 nt
Organism: Tachysurus vachellii
Lineage: Eukaryota; Metazoa; Chordata; Actinopteri; Siluriformes; Bagridae
Gene: tmcc2
Product: transmembrane and coiled-coil domain family 2
Exons: 4
Coding region: 309-1700 (463 amino acids)
Biological process (GO): amyloid precursor protein metabolic process
Cellular component (GO): endomembrane system
Source: RefSeq, a predicted model, not a curated record
GUGUGCGUGUGUGUCUGUGGGUGUGUCUGUGUGCGUGUGUGUGCCUUUGUCUGUGUGCAUGUGUGUGUCUGUGUGAGUGUGUGUGUCUGUGUGAGUGUGUGUGUCUGUGUGUAGGUGUGUGUCUGUGUGAGUGUGUGUGUCUGUGUGUAGGUGUGUGUCUGUGUGAGGGUGUGUGUCUGUGUGAGGUUGUGUGUCUGUGUGAGUGUGUGUGUGUCUGUGUGUAGGUGUGUGUCUGUGUGUUUUUAAAUUGACAUAAAAGAAUUGUGCUGUCCAGGUCUGUAGCUAAGUGUGUGUGUGUCUGAGUGUCUAUGUGUGUGUUACAGCUGGAUAAGAGCGAGGUAUCGACACUGCCUUUGCCCCCCUCAGUGGCCCAUGGCAGCUCAGACGGGAACAUCAGUGUGGAGGGGGCGGGGUCUGUGUCUGGGGCAGGAUCAUGGCAGGUGGAGGGACAAGGGGAGGGGCACCGAACACGUGCUGCACUGGAUCACCUGCAGCAGAAAAUCCUGAAGAUCACUGAACAAAUCCGUGUGGAACAGGAGGCACGAGACAACAACGUGGCCGAGUAUCUGAAGCUCGCUCACAACGCUGACAAACAGCAAGCGUCACGUAUCAAACACGUCUUCGAGAAGAAGAACCAGAAAUCUGCACAAACCAUCGCACACCUGCACAAAAAACUCGAACACUACCACAAAAAGCUCAAAGAAAUUGAGCAGAACGGUUUGGUGCGUCAGCCCAAAGACGUGUUGCGGGACAUGCAGCAGGGCCUGAAGGAUGUUGGAGCCAACGUGCGGGCCGGCAUCAGUGGCUUUGGAGGAGGCGUGGUUGAGGGUGUGAGGGGCGGAGUCUCUGCACUCAUACGCAAUAAGUUCGGCAGCGCAGACAACAUCGCCCACCUGAAGGACACUUUAGAACCUGGCCAUACAGAGGACACACCCCCUCGUACACUCAGUGGCAGCGCUACUCUGGUGUCCAGCCCCAAGUACGGGAGUGAUGACGAGUGCUCCAGCGGCACCUCCGGGUCCGGGGCUGGGAGCAACUCUGGAGGGGGCGGAGCCAUCUGCAUGGGAAGCCCAAGAAUGGAUGGACACCAUCACCAUCAUCAUCAUCAUCAUCAUACGUCUGCAUCAUGGGACGCUCUGUUGGAGGGACUACAGGAGAUCAAAGCCAGUCAGGUGCAGAUGGAGGACACAAUGGAAGACAUGAAGACACAACUACAGAGCACUUACUCCUACAUGACCCAGUGCCUGCAGGAGGACAGAUACAGGUACGAGCGUUUGGAGGAGCAGCUAAAUGACGUGACUGAACUCCAUCAAAAUGAACUGAGCAACCUGAAGCAGGAGCUGGCCAGCAUGGAGGAGAAGGUGGCCUACCAGUCAUAUGAGAGAGCUCGAGACAUUCAGGAGGCAGUGGAGUCAUGUCUGACACGUGUCAGUAAGCUGGAGUUGCAGCAGCAGCAGCAGCAGGUGGUGCAGUUGGAGGGUGUGGAGAACGCCAACGCUCGCGCUCUGCUCGGGAAGCUCAUUAGCGUGCUGCUAGCUCUCAUGGCAGUGCUGCUCGUCUUUGUCUCCACCGUGGCCAACUUCAUCACCCCUCUCAUGAAGACCCGCACUCGCAUCACCUCCUCUGUGGCCUUCACCCUCUUCCUCAUUAUGCUCUGGAAGCACUGGGAUUGGUUCGAACUCUGCUUCCUGUCUGGCUAAGUCAUGUGACCUCAGAACUCCACCCUCUGCUACUGUGUCUCUGAAGAGCCGAUGGAGCUCCUCAUAUAAACACCGCUACUACCACAGAGACAGUAAGUGGGACACGUCCCAUUUACACCAGAUCUGUAUGUAUUUGGUCUAGAUCUGGAGUUCAGCAUGCUGUCGUGCCCUAAAACACUCAUCAGAUUUAAAUACUGUAUUUUGGACUAUAAGUCGUGUUUAAUUGCCUGCUAGCAUUUUAGAUUCGAAUCUAAUAGUAGGUUGCACAUUACUUGUGUAUUUACUGUAGGUCUAAUGUUCCAGCAGUUAAAGGGUUAAGGGUUAAAGGUUCAGAUUCACUACCUAGUGUCAGCUUGGCACUAACAUCAAACUAAAAACCUUCAGUAGGGGUGAUUAGCAUUAUUGUAGCCAGUAAUCAAACAGUACUGAAACCUGUGUGGUUCCUGUACCUAAAAGGAUGCAUUAAAUCUCCCAAACCGAGUUCAUGUACCUGGACCAGUGACAAUCACAUUCACCAGGAAAUUAAUGACUACAAUAAAACCUCUACUGGUGAAAUGUGACACCUUAAAGUCCACAAUGUCCUGGUCCAACUUAGCACCAGUCUGGAUCUUCACGCUGCUUCCCUGCCAGCAACAGCAGUGCUGAGCUACAGCAUCAUGGCCACCAGGGGGCACUGCAUCCCUGUUUACAUCCAGUUCUCACCAUGAGGUCAAAUACAAGAAUGCGUCUUAUAGUCCAGGAGAUAUGGCAGACAUGUUAGUGACCAUACAGUAGCACAGACCAGCUAGUUCGACACUCUUUCAUUUGACCUUCUGAAAGAGAAGAAAAGACAAUAGACACUUGGAAGGGUGUCUAUCUAUUUUUUCACCUUUAAACAGGACUGAAUGUUGUUGCAUGACUUGCUGUGCCACAUAUCAGGAUGUGUGUUUUAUCUGUGUGUGAAACAGAGACUGCAGAUUUCAGUUGAAACACUUCUGAUUCUGGGCAGUUUUCAGCCCAAAGUUUUGGCUUUCAUACUGUGGCAAUAUUAUUGUGAAAUACAGGAAUUAAAUGUGGCAGAAUGCAGAGUUCAGCUGUAGAAGCUAAUGAGCUGCACAAUAUGUUGAUCGAUAAGCAUCACAUUAGCUACACGACUACAAAAUGAGACAGUGCUAAGGAAAUGAUUGCCUUCUGUAAAUAAUCCUAGUAGCAAUGUUUGCUCUUAAGCUAACCACUAAACCAGCUAUCAGGAUGUGACUGUCUCGGAUUAGCACACAAUAUUGUUCAUACAGUUGUUGACAAACACAAAGGUAUGUUUCUGAUUUUUUUUUUGUGUUGAAUUGUGUUAAAAUUUAUUUUUUUGCAAACACAUGUGGGGUAAAGGUUUUUGUUCUGGAUGCUUUCAGCUCUCACUGUGUCUUUACAUGAGGCUAAAUUGAUAGCCUCAUUUUUUUUUGCUAGCUUUUGCUUGAGAACGCUAGUUGCUUAGCAUCAGUUCUGAUCACAGCAUCACCUUCAAUGUCUUUGCUAAUAAUUGGAGUACUAUUGGAAUCCGCAGAAAUCUGAUCAGAGAUCAGUCUGGUGUUUUUGUGAAUGUUUAAGUGUCAGCACUCUGCAUGACUUCAUACACUGCCACUGAGUUCACACACUGCAUCACAUUAACCGUUUUCUAAGCUUUCUAUUUGUGUCCGUCGAUUGUAAAAGAACCAAACAGCCCGUGUGUGACUUUGUCUUAACUGAGCACUCUGUCGAAGGGACCAGCGGGACGUCUGUCACUUCCUCAGCUCUCUGAUCAAUAACACUGUCCAUCAUAGUUGUUUUAUACCUGCAGUACCUACAGAGUCACAGCUCCAUCAUCACUGAUCACAUGCUCACUCACUUUUCAUAUUUAU